AUGUUGACUACGAAUUUCCAAGAUAUUUUUUCUUUGUUAGGCAUAAUUUUUGGUUUAUUUCUCAAUGUUCAUUCAUUUAAACCUGAACCACGAGGAGGUCAUAUGGUAACAUUAGCAAAUGAUAGAAUUUAUUUCUUUGGUGGUUCACGGCCUAUACCUAUGGCCUCACCUGCAUGGAAUCAAACUCAUCAAUUUAAUCUAUCAGAUGAAGUGUUCUAUUUAGAUCUUUCUUCUUCAUUUUCGGUUGAUUUACCUCCAUUCAUAGAUCUUUCCGCUACUUCUCGAAUGCCAUUUGGCUCUGAAAAGGGAUCAACGGUAUUAGGAAAUAGAGGUAUACGUAUAUUUCUUAUUGGUGGGGUGCAGCAAAAUAUGGAAACAUUUGGCUAUAACACAACAAAUUCUAGUCUUUGGAUAUAUAAUAUAAAUUCACAACACUGGGACACUAGUGGACCAGGAACAUACGGACCACCACUUCCAAGGCGUAGAUCCACUGCAACAGUUAUUGAUAAAAAUGGUGUAAUUUAUAUAUAUGGUGGAAGGGUGCAGGUGGACACUGUUUCAGAUGUGUUUACGAUAUUUGACGAUUUUUUCACCUUUGACACCUUAUUAUUAAAGUGGUCAAAUUUAACUGAUCACCCAUCUAAAAGGAGUCAUGCAUCUGCUACUCUCAUGCCUGAUGGAAACAUUAUUUAUAUAGGUGGUGUUACUCAGUCUGCCCCCGGUGAAGACGCAAACCGUAUAAGUAUGAAUGAUAUAUAUAUAUUUGAUACUCUUGAUUCAACCUGGUCUCAGAAGUCCGCUUUGGGAGACGACAUUGAUCCUCGUGUAGGGCACACUGCUCUCCUAGCACCAGAUAAUCACACUAUAGUUAUCUUAGGAGGCUCACAAAGUUAUGGAUAUAACCACACUACACCACACCCAAUUUUUCUAUUGCUAGAUGUUAAAUCUGAACCCUUUCAAUAUUCAUCACCCCAAACCUACGGAAAUUCCCCUCCCCCCUUGGCAUUUCAUACAGCGACGCUGUAUGAAAAUUAUAUGAUCGUGGCAUUUGGUAAUAUCACCAAUGAUUCUGGAUCUCCAACAAAUACGUCAUCUAAUGUGUAUUUAAUGAAUUUAUUAAAUUACACAUGGGUGACGCGAUUUGAAAAGAUUUCUUCAUCCAACUCUACAGAUACUACCUUUGCCGCAACUAUUAAUAUUAAAUUG
Messenger RNA from Dentiscutata erythropus, 1206 nucleotides. The record is from the annotation of a GenBank genome assembly. Lineage: Eukaryota; Fungi; Glomeromycota; Glomeromycetes; Diversisporales; Gigasporaceae.